AUGGUUGAAAAUAUAAUGUAUGUAAAAAAUAAUAAAAGAGAUGAAGUAUACAGGGAAAUGGAAAGAGUAAUUGAAGAAGAUAGAAAAAAUUACAAAUAUACAAUUGAUAAUCUUCAAAUAUAUGCUCAAGCAAUCCAACCUCAUUUUACAAUGUGGGUAAAUUCAUUGUUAAUCAAAAAAAUUGGUGGUCAAUUAACUGAAGAAAAUUGUAAGGAUGAAAUGUUUGGUCUUAGUGGUGAAGGUAAUCAUUCAAUUUUAUGUUUGGAUUAUUUUUCUCAAUUGGGGGAAUACAAAUUACAUCAUUAUUCAGAAGGUUAUAGAAUAGCAAAAAAAGUCUACAAUCAUAUUAAUAGACCAAUGGUAAUUUUAUCAUUUUUAAUUGUAAAUGAAUUAGCAGCUGGAUUUUUAAAAGAUCUUGAAAAUGAAUUAUCAAAAAUUGGUGUUAAAGAUACCACAUACAUUGAUAUUCAUAAUGAAGCUGAUUCAGUAGAUUCUGAAAAUGGUCAUGGUAUCAAAUUAUUAAAUGUUUUGGAAAAAGAAAAUUCAAAUGUUGAUGAUAUCAAUCUUGGUAUUCAAUUAUACAGAGACUUUUAUAAUGAAAUUUUCUGUUAA
Molecule: messenger RNA, 612 nt
Organism: Dictyostelium discoideum AX4
Lineage: Eukaryota; Evosea; Eumycetozoa; Dictyosteliales; Dictyosteliaceae
Exons: 1
Coding region: 1-612 (203 amino acids)
Source: RefSeq, a predicted model, not a curated record